GCCUGCAAAACUCGGGGGAGUCGGCGCGGCAGAGCCAGAGGAGGACCUUCGCGGCGUCCCUGGGGCGGCGGAGUGAGAGCCGGGGAGGGGAGGACUGUAGACCAAAAAGAGAAGGAUUUACAUGUGGACUGUAGAACUAUAGAAAUCCAAGAAAAAUUCCCUAAUUACCUGCAAACAUCCCUAAAUUACUUCCUCUUGUUAGGGUUUGAUUUUGACCACUCUUUCCACUGUUCUACUACUCACUCACAAUCCACUCCACGAUUCGUCUGAGCUCAUCCUAGGGUUUAUCUUCUUGAUCCAUCCUGGUUUCUGCGAUUUUGGCCGCAGAAUUCUCGAUUACGUCGCUGAAUCGAGAUCGAGGUGAACGGUUAGGGGGUGUUAGGGUUAGGGUUUUCAAAAAAAGCGUGGAGAUCAAUUGAUGUGGUGAUCGGAGAUGAUAACGGAGAAGCCGAGUUGGAUUCGGCACGAAGGUCUUCAGAUCUUCUCCAUUGAUGUGCAGCCGGGAGGUCUCAGAUUUGCUACUGGCGGAGGAGAUCAAAAGGUUCGGAUAUGGAACACGAAAUCAAUGAGAAAGAACCAUAAUAACGACCAUUCAUCACAGAGACUACUGGCAACUCUCCGCGACCAUUUUGGAUCAGUUAAUUGUGUGAGGUGGGCCAAGCAUGGCAGGUAUCUUGCUUCAGGUUCAGAUGAUCAGGUCAUUCUAAUUCACGAAAGGAAACCCGGAUCCGGGACAUCAGAGUUUGGCAGUAAAGAGCCCCCUGACGUAGAAAAUUGGAAAGUCGUUAUGACUUUAAGAGGCCACACUGCUGAUGUGGUAGAUCUAAAUUGGUCGCCCGAUGACCAAACAUUGGCUAGUGGCAGUUUGGAUAACACUGUUCACAUAUGGAACAUGACUAACGGUAUGUGCACCGCUGUAUUGAGAGGGCAUUCAAGCUUAGUCAAAGGAGUUGCCUGGGAUCCCAUUGGUUCUUUUAUUGCUAGCCAAUCAGAUGACAAAACGGUAAUCAUAUGGCGAACCAGUGAUUGGAGUCUUGCGCAUAAGACGGAGGGGCAUUGGUCAAAAUCACUAGGUUCAACCUUUUUUAGGCGGCUUGCAUGGUCACCUUGUGGCCACUUUAUUACUACGACUCAUGGUUUUCAGAAACCAAGGCAUUCUGCUCCUGUGUUAGAAAGAGGCGAAUGGUCUGCUACCUUUGACUUUCUAGGACACAAUGCCCCCGUUAUUGUGGUGAAGUUUAACCAUUCAUUAUUUCGUAAGCACUUCUCUAAUGGUCAAGGCUUGAAGGCUGCACUUGCUGGAGGAUGGACCAAUGGAGCAUCAAAGACACCAACAAAGGACCAACAGCCCUACAAUGUGAUUGCUAUCGGAAGUCAAGAUCGCACGAUUACUGUUUGGACAACAGCAAGCGCUCGCCCCUUGUUUGUUGCCAAGCAUUUUUUUACACAAAGUGUCGUUGAUUUGUCAUGGAGUCCGGAUGGGUAUGAUCUAUUUGCCUGCUCAUUGGAUGGGACAGUGGCUACUUUUCAUUUUGAAGUGAAGGAAUUAGGGCACAGAUUGAGUGAUGCUGAGCUUGACGAGUUGAAGAGAAGUAGAUAUGGGGAUGUGAGAGGGAGGCAAGCAAACUUGGCUGAAACCCCUGCACAGCUCCUAUUAGAAGCAGUCUCAGCAAAGCAAACACCCACUAAUAAAGCAACUUCCAAUGCCCAGCAAAAUGAAAUAUCCGUGAAAACUUCUGUUGAUUUGGGGAAUCCAGCGAUCAAUCAACCAAUUCAGAAUGUUCCAGAAGCCCAACAAGAAGAUGCCAAGAAAACAGGAGCUUCUGCUGAUGGGUUAAACAAAAUCCCAUCUGGCUGUCUAUCUAGUCCGGUUAAACAAAGAGAAUACCGUCGUCCAGAUGGGCGAAAAAGAAUAAUUCCAGAAGCACUUGGAGUUCCUUCCAACCAAGAAGCUCUUUCUAGUGGUCCUCAAUCUCAACUGGUUGAUUUUUCAUCGUUAGCCUUGGAACAGCAAAAGGAUGAUAAAAUGCUUAUUGGCAGUAAUAUGGUAAGAGAAGCUUCUGCCAAAAGAUUUUUCAGUGGAAGCACUGAUACAAAUUGCACCAAUUGCGGGGGUAGGGAGCGGUUGGGUGUCAUGGCUAGGGCUAAUAUCAGCGAAAGUCUUGUUAUAGAGAAGACUUCAGAUUCAACUUAUAAUGAGGGAAGGACGAACAUAGAAUACUCAGGUUCGCUAGGAUUGGCGAGCUCGUUGACUUCUGAUACUCUUUCUAUUCGUGUAUUUAACAAGAAGGAUGAUGAGGAUACUUUGCCAGUUUGUUUGGAGGCUACAACAGUAGAACGAGCUGCAAGCGAUGUAAUCGGUCUUACUAAUUCAUUUUUAUCAAAAGAAACUGAAAUUAGAUGCACUAAAGGAACUCAAACCCUUUGGUCGGAUCGUAUAUCUGGAAAAGUAACUGUUUUGGCUGGUAACACCAACUUUUGGGCUGUUGGUUGUGAAGAUGGCUGCCUACAGAUUUACACAAAAUGUGGAAGACGAGCGAUGCCGGCAAUGAUGAUGGGGUCUGCAGCAGUUUUUAUAGAUUGCGACGAGUGUUGGAAGCUACUUCUCGUCACAAGAAGAGGGCUCUUGUAUGUCUGGGAUCUUUUCAGCAGAACUUGUCUUCUUAAUGACUCUUUAGCUUCUCUUGUCGCCCCGCAAGUGGACUCAUCUGCAAAAGAUACUGGCACAAUUAGGGUUAUAUCUGUGAGGUUCUCUAGAUCUGGUUCACCAUUGGUUGUUCUUGCUACUCGCCAUGCUUUCCUUUUUGACAUGAGCCUCAAGUGCUGGUUGAGGAUAGCCGAUGAUUGUUUUCCUGGUUCAAAUUAUGCCAGCUCUUUUAGUUUGAGCUCUACUCAAAGUGGCGAGCUGGGCAAAUUGCAAGUGGAUGUGGGAAAGUUCAUGGCUAGAAAGCCAAGUUGGAGCAGGGUGACAGAUGAUGGGGUGCAGACACGGGCUCAUUUAGAGACUCAGCUUGCAGCAGCAUUGGCCUUAAAGUCACCUCAAGAGUAUCGACAAUGUCUCCUUUCCUACAUACGUUUCUUGGCAAGAGAAGCUGACGAGUCCCGUUUGCGUGAGGUCUGUGAGAGCUUUCUCGGACCUCCCAUCAGCAUGAUUGAAGCUGCUUCUGCUGAUCCUAAAAUCCCAGCUUGGGAUCCUGAUAUUCUUGGAAUGAAAAAGCACACACUUCUAAGAGAAGAUGUCCUUCCAGCCAUGGCAACAAACCGAAAAGUCCAACGACUCCUCAACGAGUUCAUGGACCUUCUAUCAGAAUAUGAAGCUGCUGGAAGAGAUCCAGAUCCAAUGGAUGUUGUGCCACCACCGAGCACCACUGCCACCACCGUAUGAUUGGUCCACAGGAUGUUUCAACUUAUAGUUCACAUAGAGUUUUCGCCUUAUUGACACUCAGAGAAUUAAAUUAUUCACCUGCAUACCCUGUAUAUAUAACAAAAUAGCGUAUUAUCUUGUCAUUAUCAAAUUUCUGUUUGCCUAACUUUCGAGAAGGUAACUGGUCUGCUGCCCCUUGUUAAUGUGGUUUGUCAAUUAUAUGUCUGUUAUACAGUGGAUGACGGAGCUAUAAGUGACUGUUUUGUAACUCGGCAAAAUUCUUCGGAAGCUUUGUUUGAACUCAUCAUUUGAUCA
Messenger RNA from Ananas comosus (pineapple), 3679 nucleotides. RefSeq names its product protein HIRA-like. Gene Ontology annotation, molecular function: protein binding; nucleosome binding. The record is from RefSeq and is a predicted model, not a curated record. Bases 434 to 3385 code for a protein of 983 amino acids. Lineage: Eukaryota; Viridiplantae; Streptophyta; Magnoliopsida; Poales; Bromeliaceae. Gene Ontology annotation, cellular component: nucleus; HIR complex. The transcript has 11 exons. Gene Ontology annotation, biological process: regulation of DNA-templated transcription; chromatin remodeling; DNA-templated transcription.